Candoia aspera is the source of this 1415-nucleotide messenger RNA. It is a transcript of the gene EGR2, whose product is annotated as early growth response 2. Gene Ontology annotation, biological process: regulation of transcription by RNA polymerase II. Lineage: Eukaryota; Metazoa; Chordata; Lepidosauria; Squamata; Candoiidae. Bases 24 to 1415 code for a protein of 463 amino acids. The record is from RefSeq and is a predicted model, not a curated record. Gene Ontology annotation, molecular function: DNA-binding transcription factor activity, RNA polymerase II-specific; RNA polymerase II cis-regulatory region sequence-specific DNA binding. The transcript has 3 exons.
CCGCGGCCGGCUCCCGCCUCAGGAUGACCGCCAAGGCGGCCGACAAAAUCCCCGUCACUCUGAGCGGUCUAGUGCACCUGCCCGACAGCCUUUACCCCGCCGCGGAGGACGUCGCCAACGCCCUGCCAGCGUCGGUUAUCAGCUUUCCCAGUGGGGACCUGGGAGGACCCUUUGACCAGCUGAGCGGGCUCCUGGGCGAUGGCCUGAUCGGCACGGACAUGAGUGACAAACGAGCGCUGGAGUUGCAAUAUGCCUGCAGUGGUUUCGCGCCGCCUCCGCGCAGCCAGUCCUUCACCUACAUGGGCAAGUUCUCCAUCGACCCUCAGUAUCCCGGCGCAGGCUGCUACGCGGCCGACGGCAUCCUCAACUUAGUGAGCGCCGGCAUCCUGCAGGGAGUGGCUGCUUCCUCGACUGCAGCCCCGGCCUCCGCGUCGGCCGUUCCGUCGUCCACCGCCUCCGCCGGAUCCCCCAGCGCGCCAGGAUGCGCCUUGGCGCUCGCCGCGGGAGACCUGGAGCAUCUCUACUCGCCGCCGCCGCCGCCGCCUUACUCCGCGUGCGGAGAGCUCUACCAGCCCCCGCUUCAGCAGCCGGCGCCGUCGGACGGCUCCUCGCCUUUCCUGGCCGCUUCCACCGGCCCUUAUCCCCCGCCACCUUCCUACCACCCCUCUCCCAAGACCGUGACGUCCGCGGGGCCCGACGCCACCGGCCUCUUCUCCAUGAUCCCGGAGUACGCGGGCUUCUUCCAGCCGCCGCCGCCGCCGUGCAGCCAGCGCGAGUUCCACGGCCCAGCGGAGCGCAAGCCCUUUCCCUGCGCGCUGGAUUCGGUGCGCGUCCCGCCACCACUCACGCCGCUCUCCACCAUCCGCAACUUCACGCUGGGCGCGCCCCCGAGCGGACUGAGCGAAGGGCCUGCCUCGGGGACAGCGAUCGGCGCGCGCCUGGCGCCUGGAGCCUACGGGGGGCCGGGCAAUCUGCCACUGCGCCCCAUCCUGCGGCCGCGCAAGUACCCGAACAGACCCAGCAAGACUCCGGUGCACGAGCGGCCGUACCCGUGCCCGGCCGAGGGCUGCGACCGACGCUUCUCGCGCUCCGACGAACUGACGCGGCACAUCCGCAUCCACACCGGCCACAAGCCCUUCCAGUGCCGCAUCUGCAUGCGCAACUUCAGCCGCAGCGACCACCUCACCACGCACAUUCGCACGCACACCGGCGAGAAGCCCUUCGCCUGCGACUUUUGCGGCAGGAAGUUCGCCCGCAGCGAUGAGCGCAAGCGCCACACCAAGAUCCACCUGCGCCAGAAGGAGCGCAAGGUAGCCAGCGCUGCCGCCACCGCCGCCGCCGGGGGCCCCCAGCCUGCUGCCGGCCUCGGCGCAGCCGGUCUGCCUUCGUGCGCCGCUCGGACGCGGACGCCCUGA